GUCGUGGGGAACGGACGCGCGCUCCUCGGCCCGGCUUUGUCCUCUCGUGCUUUGCGUUUUCGAAGGAGGGAGGCAGAAGAAAGAAACUUUGUCUCCCGGUGUUUGUUGGUGGACUAUCUUCUCUUUUCUAAAACAGUAAUAUAAAAGUAAUUUGAAAUACUCUAACAAAACAUAAAAAAGGUAAAGAAAUAAUAACAAUAGUAUUAUCAGUGAAGAAAACAAAAACGAAAAGAAAAAUACAGUAGGUCACAAAAAAAAGAAGAAACCAAUGAAUAGAAAAUCGUAGGAGAAUUAAAAAAAAAGCCAAAGGAGAGAGAAAAGAAAACCCAGAAGGACUCCUCAAGAUAUGCCCAAGACGUCGGUCCUCCUGAGAUGAUCGUCGCGGUCGGCUCCUUCAGGAUGUGGAACCCCAGGCCCGUGUCCGCCGCCCCCGGCGCCUCCGUCGCCCUGCUCUUCGCUCUUCUAGGUUGCAGUGUGGAGGCCUUGAGGCUGAAGUCGGUGACGGUCCCUUCACACCAGAUCACCGGCGCUUCGGUCGAGCUCGAGUGCAACUAUGAGCUCGAGGGCGACGUCUUGUACUCGGUCAAGUGGUACCGCGGUGAGAACGAGUUUUUUCGCUACGUGCCCGCCGACAGCCAUCCGAUGCAGGUGUUCGAUCUCCCGGGCGUCUCUGUUGAUACCGCCCUGAGUGACUCACGCAAGGUGACGCUGAGGACCGUGAGUCUGCAGUCGUCGGGAAAGUACAAGUGCGAGGUGUCAGCGGAUAUGCCGUCCUUCCACACCGAGUCCCGGAGCUCCGAGAUGCUCGUUGUGGACCUGCCCGACGAAGUCCCAACGAUCAGCGGCGGUCAGGCCAAGUACCACGUGGGAGAUGAAGUCCACGUCAACUGCACGUCCGCCCGCUCUCGUCCCGCCGCCUCCCUCAUGUGGUACAUCAACGACGACCAGGCCGAGAGCAGGUUCCUGGUGGAGUACGCGCCGGAGAACGACACAGAUGGCCUCGAGACCUCCAGGCUCGGCCUCCGCUUCAUCGUUGGUCCUCGACACUUCCCGCAGGGAGAACUUCGCCUCAAAUGCACGGCCACCAUUGCAGCUGUUUACUGGCAGAGUUCUGAAGAGUCCGUGGAAGGACAACUGCCCCAGACUGGACCCGCCCUGGAGAGUAAAGGGGUGUAUACAGGCGGCAGCGUGAGGUUCCUCCCCAACGCCUGGCUGGCUGCAGUGGGCGUGGUCAUGGCCCGGGCGCUCCUCCCCUUCCUCCCCCGCUCAUAGACCUCCCUGCAUAACCUGCUCCCUUAAGCCCCCCUUUCCCCCUUGGUAGUGUCAGCUGAACCUCGCUAGUAGUCGCAGCUUCACCAGCGGAGAGGAGGAGGAAAAGGAGAUGAGACAAAGAAGAACAGGAGAUGAGGGAAAGAAGAAAAGGAGAUGAAAGAAAGAAGAAAAAUAUGAAAUGGAGGCGUGAGAGAAAAAAGAAAAAGAAGAAAACAAAAGAAAAAGAUUAAAAGAUUGUUGACAGUGACGAUUGCCCCAAGGCGAUUGCUGAGGACACUCGCAGUGCGGAUUAGCGAUUCGUCCUUAAGGGGGCACGGCGAUUGCUUUCCUUGGUGUGUGUGACGUGAAAGAAGAGGUGAAUGUAUUGAAGAAAAGGAAAAAAAUAGAACUAUGAAGGGAAAGUAAAGAAAUAUAUCUAUAUAUGUUAAUUUUAACUGUGUUUGGGUCGAGUUAAGAUAAGAAAAGAAAAAAAUGAUGAAAAGGAAACCUCAGUGUUUUGAGAAAACGUGCGACGUCGAGGUUCAUUUUCUACGCUGCUUUAGAUAUUUGAUAAGACAUAUUAGACCAUGAACUGAGGAUAUUUUAUCUGUUAUUGUAUCUAGAGGCACAAGUUAUACAGAGAACGCGCGCAGAGGAUGUAGUUCUGUACCUGUCCCUGUGCGUUUACCUCCCCCUCGUCCAGAUAUUUGAACUCCCCGAGCCCUUUCCCCUUUCCCUUUCCCUCUCCCCUUCCCCUUUUCCUUUCCCGUUUCCCUUUCCCUUGCCCCUUCCCCUUCCCCUUCACCUUACCCUUUCAUUACUCUUCCCUUAACCUUCCCUUGUCUUUCUCUUUCCCUUUACCCUUCCCUUACCUUUCCCUUUACCCUUCCCUUGGCCCUCCCUUGCCCUUCUCUUACUCUUCCCUUGCCCUUUCCUUGCCCUUCCUCCAUGGUUUCUUUAAUAUGUUGUAUGUAAUGUCUCUUUCAUCAAAGGUACACUCUCUCUCUUUUUAAUUACUUGCCUUUGUAACUCUUUUUCUCCUCUUCCCUUUUUUCUUAACAACUUUUCUUUUCCAAGUCGUCUUUUAUUGCCUCUUGUGUGAUUUCCUACUCCUUCUCCCCCAGCGCUUCCUUCCUCUACCUCUGUUGGAGUCUUUCCAAUUUCCUGUGUUCUGGCUGUCUCUGGUAUUUUCUUUUUCCCUUCUUCUGUGAUCUUGCUUUCUCCGUCUGUCGGUGUCUCUGUCUCUCUAUGUAUCUGUUCAUAUACGUCUGUCGGUUUCUCUCUUUUUCUCUCUCAUUCUCUCUUUUUUCGUCUGUUGGUUUCUCUGUCUCUCUGUGUAUUUGUUUA
This is a messenger RNA of Penaeus indicus, 2598 nucleotides long. RefSeq names its product cell adhesion molecule 1-like. The record is from RefSeq and is a predicted model, not a curated record. The coding region runs from base 373 to 1272 and encodes 299 amino acids. The transcript has 8 exons. NCBI's taxonomy places the organism in Eukaryota, Metazoa, Arthropoda, Malacostraca, Decapoda, Penaeidae.